Molecule: messenger RNA, 420 nt
Organism: Diachasma alloeum
Lineage: Eukaryota; Metazoa; Arthropoda; Insecta; Hymenoptera; Braconidae
Product: serine/threonine-protein kinase tricorner
Biological process (GO): intracellular signal transduction; peptidyl-serine phosphorylation
Molecular function (GO): protein serine/threonine kinase activity; ATP binding
Source: RefSeq, a predicted model, not a curated record
GAUCUCAAAGAGGUAUAGAGGAAUUAAAACUUGCGCCUUUCUUCCGUGGGGUUGAUUGGGAGCAUAUAAGGGAGAGGCCAGCAGCUAUUCCCGUAGAAGUUAGAUCUAUCGAUGACACGUCCAACUUUGAUGAUUUCCCCGAUGUCAAACUUGAAAUACCAUCAGCGCCAUUGCCCCAAGAUGGAGAAGUGAUAUAUAAGGACUGGGUAUUCAUAAACUACACAUUCAAGCGUUUUGAGGGGUUAACACAACGAGGCACGCCAACAAAAAAAUAGCAACUCAUGUUCAAUAGCAAUUCAUGUUCGACAUUUAAUCAUCGAAGUUACACUACAGAUAUUCCGGCCCAGGUACACCAGCAAACAUAAAUGUUUGUACUCACGAGUCUGCCCAAAUUUGGAUAACUGAUGAGGAAAAAAUAUA